GUUCGUUAAAGUUAAUACGUUCGUGGCUGAUAAUUGUUAUUUACAGAGCUAUGCAAUGGGUUCCUGUGAAAAGCUGAGAUAUUUCUAUUUAAUAUUUAUCCCGGUGAUAAUAAAAGAGGGUUUUGGACUAUAUUUGGACUAUACGGAAAAUACUGAAUUUAUACAUCAACGGGCUGGUUAUGACAUUCGAUUACACUGUGGCAUUGAAGGAUUGGUGGAUGAAGAACAUCUCGCUGAUACAAAGAUCUAUUGGUUUUUUAAGCAGUGUCGAGAAAAAACAUUCGACGACGACAGUUGCCAUGAGUGGAUGCAGUUGCCAUGCGAAGAGAACUUUUGUCAAUCAGACCUGUUGCUUCACAAUGUCACCGAGGAAUAUUCUGGUUUAUAUAAAUGUACAGUUGUACCGCUGAAAUACAAAUCCGGACAAGCGCUUGAUAUUCAGUUCGUUCGAACUUAUCAACUUGAUGUGAAAAAUACUAGUGCGGCUAUACCAAAAUUCGUGGAUCCAUAUCCUUUGAAUAAGACGGCAAUUAUAAAUGAUCAAGUGGUAUUUCAGUGUCGUGUGCAAAGUGAGGAACAUCCCACUAUAAAGUGGUUUCGCCGCGUUCAAACUUCCUUGCCCAACAUUUUGGAAUAUAUGGGUGUCAGUAGCAAUAACUUGAAUGCGCAUAUUGUCAAUUAUAAUGGACAUACCUAUGAACUGCUUCAUACAGCGCGUGAGAAAUACAUCGGCGACGAUAUAUUUCUGAGUAAAUUGGUAUUGAAUGGAGUGCGCCUCAAGGAUGAGGGUUAUUAUGCAUGUGCUGCUGUCACUUUUCAUGGCUAUAAAAUACGAGAAGCUUACUUAGAAGUUAAUAGCCAGGAUUAUAUAGAAGACUAUAAUGCAAAUGGGGAAGCUUACAGUGAUCCGAGUGAAUUCUGGUUGCUAUUUUUAAUGCCGCUGGGCUUAGCCAUACCCCCACUGCUGGUUUGGCUAAGCUAUUUAAUUUACAAACGGUAUAUGACACAAACCGAGAUGGAACGAAAUUCGCAAACAUAUUCAGAAGACUUUAUAGAGGAUGAUAAUUGUGUGCUGAGAGCGUAGUAGUGCAAUUAAAAAAAUGUAUUCAAUGAAAAAUAGUUAAAUAUAAGACAAAUACGCUUAUUAAUUUAUAAUAAUUCAACUUAAAUAUGUAUAGAAAAAGAAAGGCAAAUAAGUGAAUUAAUUAUUGCAGUUCAUUCCAGGUACAAUAUUUUAAUAAUAUCGUCAAGCUUUAAUUUUAUGUAACAAAAAAGUUAUUAUUCAAUUGAUAAGUACUUAAUUAUAUUUUAGUAAUUAUAGAGUUAUUAUAAAUUAAAAAAAAAAAUGAACUAUAAAUAAUAUUAUAAUUACUUAUUAUAUAUGUGUACAUAUGUAUACGUUAUUUAUUUCUUAUAUUUUGUAAAUAUAUAUUUAAGUGUCAAAUAAAUUUAUAAUGAUUAAAAAUAAUUAUUUGAAUGAGAAGUGUUUAUUCUAUUAUACAAUUGAAUAAAUUACAAAUAAAAACACUAACGGAAGGAUUUAAGGUUCGACCCAUAGCUGAAGGUUUCUUGUAAUGCCUUUUUAACUUAAAUAAUAACUAUAAAAAAAACCUCAUUUUUACUGAAAUACAUUCUACUUUCAAUAAUAUUUUAUUUGAAACUUGUUCAAUAUUCAAACUUUGGAGAAUCUUAUUCGAAAUUUUUCAAAACCCUGUUCAAAUAUUCACAUUCGACUAAAAAGUUGAUUGUGUAGAAUCCUAAACUGAAACAAAAUCGAAAUUAAUAAGAAUAUCAACUUGAUAUAAAUUGCUUUUCAACAUCGUGUUUUUUAAAAAUCAAAAUUUGUAGCAAUCAAGUUCAAAAUUUUUUCAUCUCUGUCAAUUAUUUGACUGUAUUCAAAUAUCUAUUUUAUAAAUAUAUAUUUAUAUAAACUUACAUUUAAUUAGUAUCGUUUACUUGAUGAUAUUGGAAAUCUAUUUGAAUUUCUAUUUGAUGCGCCAAUUUCAAGUGCAUAUUUUUUAUUUACGCAUUUGCAUCAAUAUCGCCAAUCAAUUGGAGCCGAUCGAGUCCCCGGAACCGUUGGAAGUCUAGAUUUUCAAAUCGUCAAAUUGGAUGAGAUGUCAAGAAAGCGUAACUCCAAUCGCAUAUCGAUGGCGCUUUUGCACUCGAUUGUACCAUGUCCCAGUAUUGAGGAAUACGAAUUCGAAUAUUAUCGACCAGGUUGUUAUUGUAUACCACAAGUGUUGCCCAAUGUCGCACCCUAUACAUGCGCUUACCUUCAUGAAUAUGUGCCACAGUGGACGGCUGCCUGCAACACGGCCACCUAUGUGGUCGACGCUUACGGUAUGGUGUAUUAUCUUAGCGAUUUCGAACAUCAGUUGCAAUUUCCCAAUAAUGUGGUUCACUCGGAUAUUGAUUACCAUAUACCAAACUAUUUUCACGAACAAGACUAUGAGGUAGCGACAGAAGAGGACGAUUCUGAAACUGUGAGUCCACGUAAACGUGAACGUCUUGAAAACGAAAAUGAUUCUGAAGAAACGGAACAGGAAUCUAACAAAGAUUCUUGUCAAAAUUAUGAAUUUUAUGAUGUGAAUUCUGAGAGUAAUCUAGUUAAAAAGUCCGACGACUCUGAGCAUGAGUAUCUUGUGGAGGAACCGUCUGAUACAGAAACUAAAGUUUAAGAGAGAAAUGAGCGUAAAAAGUAAAUUGUACUUAUUUGUUUCAUUGUCUGUAUAUUUUGGAAACUUCUUAUUGAAUGUAACCAUUGUCGAAUAUUGCGAAUAGAUUUUUAUUAAAUUAAAACUUA
Messenger RNA from Zeugodacus cucurbitae (melon fly), 2806 nucleotides. RefSeq names its product fibroblast growth factor receptor 3. The record is from RefSeq and is a predicted model, not a curated record. The coding region runs from base 56 to 1084 and encodes 342 amino acids. NCBI's taxonomy places the organism in Eukaryota, Metazoa, Arthropoda, Insecta, Diptera, Tephritidae. The transcript is spliced from 5 exons.